Messenger RNA from Striga asiatica, 654 nucleotides. NCBI's taxonomy places the organism in Eukaryota, Viridiplantae, Streptophyta, Magnoliopsida, Lamiales, Orobanchaceae. The record is from the annotation of a GenBank genome assembly.
AUGGACUCUCGAGGACGGCCUGGACCUCGGCAUCUACAAGGCAACAUUGGUUGGGUAGCUAGGGCAGGCGCCUAUCCAGAAGAAACUCAAGAGCGGAAAAACGGUUACGUUGCUGUCCUGGCAUCGGUUUCCGUCUACCAGGAGAGGCUGGAUGACCUCGCCCCCAAGAAUUUUGUCCCUGGCUCGAUCCUGUACGUGGAAGGAAAUCUGGAGUCAAAGGUUCUUGCUGUCUCCAAACAUCUCGGCAUAUGGGACCUCGCCCACGACCACAGUUCCAUAAGAGAAAUUGUUCGACCUCACAUAGUAUUUGGUGGAGUUUUUCUUGUAGACGACUUAGCCAUUUCACUGCCUCCGAACGGCCACCUCUUGAAUCCGCCGGACGAGGCCCGUGAUGGGGUCAUUGAAGGCCUUCGACUCCAGAUUCCCUUCCACGUACAGGAUCGGGCCAGGGACGAAAUUCUUGGCAGCGAGGUCACCCAGCCUCUCCGGGUAGACGGAAACCCGAUGCCACUGCACGUUAUAGCGGUUAGCGUACUCCCUCGGGUCCUCGUUAUCCAGCGGACGCUAGUUGUUCCAAAUGCCUCCGGUUCCCACGAACAGCAGCGUGACUAUUUUGCCGCUCUUGAGUUUCUUCUGAAUAGGCACCUGCCCUAG